AUGGUCAAUAUCAGCACAGGACCAGUGUACUCUUCAUCUCACAAGAGCACCACCGUUUUUGAAGAGCUUGGUCUGCCUGAACCUCCAAAGAGACCAAUUAGUCCUUUUAUAAAUUUUUCAGCUGCAGUAAGGAAGGACUUGCUAACUGGAAAAUCAUUAGGAGAACGGAGCCUUGAGUUGUCAAAGAAAUGGGAAAGUUUACCUCUUGGUGAAAAGAAUAAGUAUCUCAAGCGUUAUGAUGAAGAGAAGGCUAAGUAUUUGGCUGAUAAGGAAAGCUACCAAAAGAGUAUUGGCAAGGAGCAGCUAGCACAAAUAAAGCUUCUGAAACAACGGAGAAAACUUGAGCAGCAGAUCGAAUUGGAGAUCAAGAAGAAAAAACUCACACAAAAGGAAGACUCUUUUGUCUUUGGAAAGCCUAAGGUUCCAUUGAACUCAUUCUUUUUGUACCUCAAUGAAGUUUCGCAACAGGGAGAAACAUUAAACCAAGAAUUUAUAUCAAAGAAGAGUCGCGAGUGGAAGGCAUUGGGAGUCGAAGGCCAGGAGCAGUACAGACUGAGGGCAUCGAAGCUCAGGGACGACUACAAUCGGGACCUUCAAAAGUGGGAGACGAAAAUGAUCAAGGAGGGCCGAAAUGAUUUGGUCCGUAAAAGCACCCUGGCGUCCGUCCUCAAGAAUGACCCCAAGAAAGAAUUGAACUACAAGGCAGCCAAAAAAUAGGAUAGCGCGGUGGGUGAUGCUCGAGCCGUUACUGAUGCAUAUACUUUGAAUGCUUCAGAAACUAGCAACAAAAUGGAGUCAAACACGAGAUCUCAUAGUAAGAAUAGUAGCUUGUAUAAAGAGGGUGAAAGCUUGAAAUUGGAAAGUAAGCCAUUAAUGGAUGACAACACAGUGGAAAAAUUCUCGAAUAGGAAACCGAAAUAUAUUAUUUCUAGAAAAGGUCCCGGAAUAGAAGUAGAUGAAUUAUAUUCUGAUAUCAGUGCAAAGGCUGUAAUUGGUAAGUCUAAGAAGAAUCGUUUAACGGUUAAGAAAUCGAGCCCUGAUAUGAUCACCACCCUAACUGUAGCUCAAAAUGAAAGAAGCGCAUCUUCUUUGCGUGACGUUCUUGGUGCCAGCUCAAAGACUGAGCGUCGUGUUUGUGUUGGUAAUUCUUCCAGUGAUGUGUCAGACACAUGCAAAGUAAAUGAGUUUGGAAAGGAUGCAGAAGAAGAGAAUUUGGUGGGUGUUGAAGAUCAGGCAGCUGAUAUGCGGCUCCUGUUGACUGCCAACCAGACUAAACAGCCAUCAGAAUUGGAGUCUCAUUCUACCGGCCAUGCUGAAGGCAACCAAGCCAUCCAUUGCGCUGCUAAAUCCACAGUAACGUCAAGUCUCUCUGAGGACUUGUCUGUUUCGAGUUCCACAUGCCAUGUCAGAAACGAAGUAGUGAGGCUCUGCGCUGCUAAACCUUUCAAUUCUGCUGAAUUCUCUUGUCCCCACGUCAAUUGUGUUCCAGAAUCCAAUAGUCAGGUUUCCUCUGCUUUGACUUGCUAUAUUAGACCGGUCGAACAUGAUGAGCGCGGUUUUUAUAAUGUCGCUGCUCGAGAUCAUCAAAGUAAAGACAUAUUUUCGGCAUCACCCACCAAUGUUUGUCGUCAUGAUCCUAUUUCGGUUGUUAGAUUACCUGAAAAACGAGUUACUUGCUGCGACUUCAAGUCGCCUGCCUCAGUCGACGUUCUGUGCCAACUUGAUUCCUAUGAAACUGCGAGCCAGAACAAGAAAGAAGUGGAGUCUCUGUCUGUGGUAACUGAAAAUCAGGUUUCGUCGCAAGCUGUUCCAGAGUUAGCCGUAGAUGAUGGAAGAACAGAUGAAAAUUCUGGAGACAUUGUGCGAGGUAACGAUUUUCAAUGUGGCUUUUCUAACCCUUACGUUCCGAUUUUCAUCAAAGAUGUGGACGGUCAAGAUGCUGGUUUGAAGCAGAGUUGCAAAACGAGCAUUGUUUUAAAAAUUAACAGUUCUGAGAUUUCCACUGAACCGAAAAAUCCAAUGUCAAUCUGCCUCACCCGAAAUCCUGCAUGUUCAGAAAUUAACAAUUCACGCAACUAUAUAGUAGAGCCAUAUUCCUCGUGUUCACCUUAUCUGGUGCAUCAAGAACUACUUGAUAUCGGAACCACGAGUUCUUCACUGCAGGAUUUCUGUUUUCAAAGCGCAUUGCCAGUCUCAAAAAUAAAUGUAAAUAUCGCGACUUGGUUGUGCGAAUCCUUCAUUAACAGCGCAAACGUGGUGGCCGUGCCCGUUAUUUUGAUUGUAUUUUGUCUCAUUUAAUUGUAGCCUCUAACGGAUCAUUUUUCCCUCAUGUGCCUUCGUAAUAAGUUCAGUAUAUAGGUUUAACAGGAAAUACAAGCGACAUAACCAUCGCUGCCUAAAAGUGAAGUGUAAGAACUGCUGAUGUCAUUUUGUAGUACAAAUUUAAUUUAUGGUUGAGGAAAUUCACUGGUUAAAAGUAAUUAAUAAUUAAUUUUCAUGUUCUGCAAUAUUUGAGCCUCAUUUCCUUUCUCAAACUGUGGUACUUCUAAACUUGAGAUUUCUACAAAAACAUCGUUAUUUUUGAGGCAUCUCUCCGUUGUGUGUAUGAUGAGCAACUUCGUAGUUGGUCACAUUUUUUGUAAACCAACCGAUUUGCGAUGAAUUUAGUUGCACUACUAUCUUUAUUUUGUAGCACAAUAGUCGCAUUUUUUCGUUAAUGAUCCAUUGUUUUCUUUUUUUGAUAAAUUUUGCCCAUGCGCCUGAAAGAACCUACUUAUUUCCCCUUAAUGUAACUCGUCUUACUUAAUUGGAGUUAAAACUACAUGAUGAUUCUCAGUAUCUUUAAUUUUAAUAUUAUGAGUGAUUUAAUUUUUUUCAUUCAUUUUUAGUUUUUUUGAAGAUUGGAGUCAGUGCUUGCCUCGACGUCUUGUUCUUUUGUAAUUAGGCUGUCGCAACUAAAUGCACAUUGCUA
Molecule: messenger RNA, 2971 nt
Organism: Hyalella azteca
Lineage: Eukaryota; Metazoa; Arthropoda; Malacostraca; Amphipoda; Hyalellidae
Product: transcription factor A, mitochondrial
Exons: 6
Coding region: 1-717 (238 amino acids)
Source: RefSeq, a predicted model, not a curated record